This is a messenger RNA of Penicillium nucicola, 2316 nucleotides long. RefSeq names its product Het-C domain-containing protein. The record is from RefSeq and is a predicted model, not a curated record. Lineage: Eukaryota; Fungi; Ascomycota; Eurotiomycetes; Eurotiales; Aspergillaceae. The transcript is spliced from 4 exons. Bases 1 to 2316 code for a protein of 771 amino acids.
AUGCCCCUCCUCCACGCGGGCUCCGCUCUACUGGUGCUGCUCCUAAUCCUCCCGCAGGUGCAUGCAUUCGGAGCUGGCAAUAUCGCAUCUAUCUCUGCUGUCGAAGGCAAGAACUGGCGCCAUGGCGACAUCGAAGAUAUUCUCAAGACCAUCGCGUUUAUCCACGGCCACAAAUGGACCUCAACCAUGGUCAAGCGCGUAUACUUCGGCAACUGGCUACGAGAUUACUCACAGGCAAUGGACGUCGGCACGCUCAAAAGUCUGCAGGCCGAGACUAUCCGCAUCCUGGUGUGGGUCCUUUCGUUCCUGAGCUUCGGAUAUGCAACAGGGGAAUUCGAAGUGACGUCGGAUCGGUUGGGUGUUUAUCGUCCAGAGGAACAUAUCGACAACCCCAAGGACUAUGCCGACAACGAAGAUGCGCGCCAAUAUGACAAACGCCUGCGACCACCUGUUCGCAGCAUCGAACUCGAAAUAGACCCGAAUACCGGAAUGAAGAACUAUAUCGCAAACGAACGAGGCGACUGGGCCACCAGCGCGGCUUACAUCAAGUUCAGCAUGAGCCGCAGCAUCCACUACGGCCGAACAUACAUCCAUGGCGGGUCGAACAAAGGCAAUGAGGAUGAUUUGUGUGAAGCACUGCGCUGUAUGGGACAGGGACUGCACACGUUGGAGGAUUUCGCUGCGCAUACCAACUAUGUCGAGCUGGCGCUGCGUGAGAUGGGCAUGCACAAUGUGUUCCCGCAUACUGGCACAGCGACGGAGUGUAAUAUCCAUGGGAAGCGUGUUUUCCCGCUAGUCACGGGAACCUUUGGCAUGGUUGAUUUCUUCCACUCCGUGCUUGGAGAGGCUACCGAUCAUUUCACGCAGUCUGAGGUGAAUGAGAUGGAUAUUGCAUUGGGGGAUGCGGAGACGAAUGCUCAGUCUAACAACUCGCUGAACGCCCUGACUGGAUUACUCGGCAAGAUCCCGGGAACCAAGGAUCUGGUUUCCGAGGCUGAGAGUUUGAAGAAAUCCUCUGCCGCGCAAGAGUUUGCUAACCGGAGCCGUAGUGCCGCCACGGGAUAUGCAGAGAAUACCCGUGCUCCAGGCGGCAAUCAGUCAUCUGGGGGCUCUGGGCCCGGCGCUGGAUUCGAGGGAAUGCCAGACUUCAAUCCGCAAGAAACAGUCGCUAAGAUCUAUCCCAUCCUGGCAUUCCGUGACAAGGUUGUCCGCAAGCUCAGCGCCAUCAUCGAAAAGGUUCCUGGGCUUGAAGCCCUCGUCGAGAAGAUCUCCGAGACUCUCACUGUCGUGAUCAUGUCGCUUCUGGCCCCCUUUGUACGCCCUUUGAUCAAAGCAGCUUCAAAGUCCCUGCAGACCGGAUCGGCGGGUGUCAUUGACGCCUCGGGCAAGCACCAGUACGAGCCUUGGACCGAUCCCCACUGCACCGAUCCCACCCACUCCCUGCUCUCAAAGGAUCAUUUCGCCAAUGUGCUCAACGAGCCCGCUGGCCAGGUCGCUUCUGCCGUGGUGCAAUACAUCGCUCCUCGCAUCCUCUAUGCCUGGCAGCACAUCGAUGUGCCCGAGCACGAAGUCCUGGAAGAUUGCAUGCGUGUCUUCCACCACCCCGCCCUGCGUGAUAUGCACAAUGAAGCCCAGCGGACCAUGUUCGAGGCUGUCCAGACCUGGGCCCAUUCUCGUCCGGACCGUGGCCAUUCUCUUAAUGAGAUUCUCAGCUCAGAGGGUGUCAGGUCGGGUCGUAACACUGGCGGUGUCAGUCACACCCACAGCGGUGGUCAUGGCGGAUUCCCGACACUAGGAGGACAAAAGCCAAACAAGCACGGACAAGGCAAUAGCCAUGCCCAGAGCCAUGGUCAAUCAUCGGGUGGCUUCUCAUCUUUCUUCCAACAGCAAUCCUCUUCCAAUCACAAUAACUCCUCCUCGUCCGGUCUCCCCUGGGACAAGCUCUCGUCGCUCCCAAUCCCGGGAAUUUCGAAUUUGAACAAACUCGAAAGCAAACUCUCAAACUUCAUUCCUGGCGGCCGGAGUCGUGACAUGUGUGAAGACGACAGCCAGCAGUCGCGUGGUGGGUAUGAACAUGGAUUAGCAGGCCACGUGGUUGGUGAUUCGCGAGGGGGCAAUGUCCAGCCAGAGCACAAUUUGCAAGCUGGCUAUGACCACGUCCAAAAUGGUUCUUCUCAGUAUGGGGAGCACGGCUCCGCUAGCCACGGCCAUCACCAUGAGCAUAGUGAGCACCACGGUGGUCAUCAUGGCUCUCAUUCUGGGCAUGGCCAUGGUCAUGGUCAUAGCCACGGCCAUCACCACGAGCACAGGCAUUGA